Molecule: messenger RNA, 2142 nt
Organism: Liolophura sinensis
Lineage: Eukaryota; Metazoa; Mollusca; Polyplacophora; Chitonida; Chitonidae
Product: RAD52 motif-containing protein 1-like
Exons: 6
Coding region: 28-1017 (329 amino acids)
Cellular component (GO): nucleolus
Molecular function (GO): RNA binding
Source: RefSeq, a predicted model, not a curated record
CACAGAAGCUGCGUGCACGUCGACGUGAUGACAAACAGCAUUGAAAUUAUAGAUUUCUUCCGACCCGAAGGCGGCAGAAAGAAUCUUUUCCUGUCAAAUAUUUCAGGAAGCGUAUCUAAAGAUGACGUACAGGAAGCCCUUUACCAGGAUUUCUCUGCUUUUGGCAUCCUUUAUGAAAUACAGGUGUUCCCUAUGUAUGGAAGAGCCUCAAAUUCAGUGACAGGCUGCUCAUCCCUGCCAGCCACCUCUGGGUGCAGGACAGCACCCCACACUGCAGACAGUUUACCCCUUCAGUCUGUCAUGAUGCCAAACCCAGGCCUGCCAACAGGCUGGUAUGCCUUUGUGAAGUUCUAUUCUGCCUUGGCAGCCGGUAAAGCUAAAGUAUUCCUGGAAGGCAAACUGCUCUUUGGGCAACCAUAUAAGAUUUCCUAUGCAAAAAGGAGAAACCUACAAGAUGCCAAGCCACCGAUACUCUACGUGACAAAAUGUCAACAACUAGCCAACCACUACCUGGGCUUUAAUGGUUGGUCCUGCUGCUUGAAAUCUAUGAUAAAUGACUCAGACAGAGAUCAGGUGACUCCUAAGGUCCGCUACCUCUGCUCAGUCCGCAUUGACAUCACAAACCACGGUCUGCACAGCGAGGGUAUCGGUGUCAGCGAGGCAUUUAUGGACCCUGAGAAUCCAUCCUCCAAAGGUGAAGUCAUUGGGCGUGUGAAAAAACUGACCUAUCAGAACGCUCUGGAGAAUGCCUUCUCUAAGAUCAUCCUGAUAGUUCUGGCCAGCGGCAAGGUCACUGUGGAGGUCAACACAACGAUGGUGGACAUCCUGCUCAAGAAAGCUCAGAUAGACGAGGCUGGACUGCUCAAAGUUAAUGAACUGAUAGAGGCACCAGCGUCUGAAGAAAACCCACUCCUGGAGGAGGACAAACCUGAGAUGGAGUUAGAUGAACUGACAGACUCCAUCCUAGACGAUGUCAACAUGCACAUCUUACAGGAUCUGGAGAAUGACUCUGUGUGAGACCAGUGUGUGAGUGUGGACAAGACAGAGAUGGAAUUAGAUGAACUGACAGACUCCAUCCUAGACGAUGUCAACAUGCACAUCUUACAGGAUCUGGAGAAUGACUCUGUGUGAGACCAGUGUGUGAGUGUGGACAAGACAGAGAUGGAAUUAGAUGAACUGACAGACUCCAUCCUAGACGAUGUCAACAUGCACAUCUUACAGGAUCUGGAGAAUGACUCUGUGUGAGACCAGUAUGUGAGUGUGGACAAGACAGAGAUGGAAUUAGAUGAACUGACAGACUCCAUCCUAGACGAUGUCAACAUGCACAUCUUACAGGAUCUGGAGAAUGACUCUGUGUGAGACCAGUGUGUGAGUGUGGACAAGACAGAGAUGGAAUUAGAUGAACUGACAGACUCCAUCCUAGACGAUGUCAACAUGCACAUCUUACAGGAUCUGGAGAAUGACUCUGUGUGAGACCAGUGUGUGAGUGUGGACAAGACAGAGAUGGCUGAGAGGGUUAGCACGCCAACCUGGCAUAAUGACCCAGGAGUCACCAAUGCGGGCGCUGUGAGUUCAAGUUCAGCUCAUACUGGCUUCCUCUCAGGCCGUACUAGGGAACGUCUGACAGCAAUGUAACAUCGCCCUAAUAUAUGUUAUCAUUUCCACCCGUCACUUGAUAAAUAUCUGUGGAAUUCAACUUUCACUGUGCAAUAUUCUCCAUGCUCACCAUGUUUGUGGGAGACAGACUUAGUUUUCAAAGGACUUAAGACAGCGCAAAUGGCUCCAUAAGCAUGGUCGUCUGCUUAUUGUCAACAAGGCAAUGUAUAUGUAUAUGGCAAUGUAAUGUAUAUGGCAGUGUACUGUAAAUGGCAAUGUAAUGUUUAUGGCGAAACAACUGACCAAUCCAGAACAUAUUAAAAGGGGUCGAGAGCAGAAAGGUUCUGUGAUAAGAUUAACACUUGUGCUGAUGUGUCUUUGUUCAUUACUUUGUGUCAUAAAUGACAACUCUAAGGUCGCCAGUGGGUAUAAUGUGUGUAAAUAGAAAUGUAUAGAGCAUUAAUUCCUCUCUGGCCGUACGUGGGAAGACCUGUCAUCGACCUGUGGAUGGUCGGGGCUUUCCUCGGUUUCCUCCUUAAUGCUGGU